AUGACUACGAAUCUUUCGGACUGCUUGCUUCCGACAACGAGGUCGUUUCUCGAUGAGGACGAUUUGUCGUGCGGGACGGAUCGAGAGGUAGAAGAUCUCAUCGAGAAGUACUCUGGUGGCAGGAGCGAAGCUACUGGCGAGCCGGACGAGGAGUCUGUUCCGACGCCUGAAACCCAGGCGCUGCUCGCGAAAGAGGUUGCACUUCUGCAACUGCGCAAGCACUGGGAUCCGAAACGCUUUUACAAGUCAAUGGGGCACGAGGAGAAACUUGAUCCCCGUAGGUUCCAGCUUGGAACGGUGAUCGAAGCUCCACACGAGUACUACACAGGCGAGCGUUUACCACGGCGGGCGCGCAAGUCGCGCAUCAUUGAAGAGGUCUUGGCGGACCCGCGAGCACGGGGGUACGUCAAACGGCGCUUUCGAGCUGUGCAGCAGCGAGCGCAACGUAUUGCUGAGGCAUCUAAGUUGCGUCGACGACGAUCCAGUAAAACUGUGCAACGCCGCAGAAGAAGAUCCUAG
This is a messenger RNA of Cyanidioschyzon merolae strain 10D, 519 nucleotides long. RefSeq lists its product as hypothetical. NCBI's taxonomy places the organism in Eukaryota, Rhodophyta, Bangiophyceae, Cyanidiales, Cyanidiaceae. Gene Ontology annotation, biological process: RNA processing. The record is from RefSeq and is a predicted model, not a curated record. Gene Ontology annotation, cellular component: nucleolus. Gene Ontology annotation, molecular function: RNA binding. Bases 1 to 519 code for a protein of 172 amino acids. The transcript has a single exon.